Messenger RNA from Bemisia tabaci, 1424 nucleotides. The record is from RefSeq and is a predicted model, not a curated record. Lineage: Eukaryota; Metazoa; Arthropoda; Insecta; Hemiptera; Aleyrodidae.
CCCGGCCCGCGUCUAAUUUGCAGCUACACAAGGAAUACGGAGGUAUAUAUAGACAGUGGCCUGGUUGGGUACCUUUUAUACUAUUGGCUAAAGCUGAAUACGCGGAGGUGUUUUUUACCUCGAAAAACUUGGAGACAAAAUCCUUCUUAUACGAUGUAUUUCAUGAUUGGUUGGGUCAGGGACUUCUCACUAGUUCAGGUCACUUAUGGCAACAACGAAGGAAACUGAUUACCCCUGCGUUUCAUUUCUCCGUUUUAAAUGGAUUAUGUGACACUCUAGUGGAAAAAGGGAUCAAAACAGUUGAAUUGUUACGAAGCCAACCCACAGAUUCUCCAGUGGAUGUCUAUGAAUUCAUGUACUUGGUUGCCCUCGAUAGUAUCUGUGAAGCUGCUAUGGGAAUCAAAAUCAAUGCAAUGACCGAUCCAAAACUGGAUUACAUCCGAGCUCUUACGGAUAAUACAAAAAUUUCAAUCGAACGAACGUUUAAACCGUGGCUAAAUCAUCGUUUCUUUUAUAUCACACCAAUGGGUCGUAGACUGGCCAGAAAUUUGGAAACAAUUUUUCAAUUGUCAAAAAUGGCAAUCAACCACAGCAAAAUGACGAGAAAACCUAAAAGGAAAGAAAACGAAGACACUGAAUUCGAUGAAAUUAAAGGGAAAAAGAAACUUGCGUUUCUAGAUCUUCUUUUAGAGGCUCACGACUCAACCACAGCUUUUAUCACGGAUGAGGGUCUGCAAGAUGAAGUGAAUACGUUUAUGUUUGCCGGACAUGAGACUACGGCCUCAUCGAUGAGUUUCACGCUGCAUAUUUUAAGUAUUCAUCCAGAAAUUCAGGAAAAAUGUUUCCGAGAGCUGGAUGAUAUUUUUCAAGGAUCAGACAGGAAGCCCACAGUAGACGACCUUCGGGACAUGAAAUACUUGGAGCAAGUCAUCAAAGAAAGUCUGCGUUUGUUCCCGAGUGCGCCUCAAAUUGGUCGAAGAGUUUCGGCGGACACGCAAUUCGGUAAAUACAUCGCUCCGGCCGGAUCAAAUUUAACGUUGUCCAUCUACGCGCUGCAUCGGGAUCCCGAGCAAUUUCCGGAUCCGGAAAAAUUCGAUCCGGAAAGAUUCAGCCGCGAAAAUGCCAGCAUCCGACAUCCGUUCGCUUAUGUUCCAUUCGCAGCUGGAGCCAGAAAUUGUUUAGGACAAAAAUUUGCGAUGAUGGAAGAAAAGGUGAUCUUGUCCUACAUUAUACGGCAUUUCAUUAUUGAGGCUGUGACACAAAAAGACGACGUAAAGGUAUUAUUUUCAGCUAUCUUGCGGUCAAAAGAAAGCAUAAAUGUUAUAUUCAAACAAAGAAAUGAUCUUAAUCCUCAAUGAAUUACUUUUAUAACAUCUGAUUAAACAAGUUUAGUUCAAGUAAACAAACGCACCUUCAUUCUUGUA